UUUUGAUGAUUUUGGAAAUAAUUUUAGAGUGAAACUAAAGGAUAGAGCCAAAGAAGAAGGUGUCAGAAUCGGCGAAAAAAUGGCAAUCAAAAUUAUUUUGGCUGCGCAGGAAUCUUCCUGGAAAUUAACCAUCGCCAAGUAGAUUACAUCAGAAUCCUUUAUAUUUGCAACCAACCCAUCAAUCGAUUUCAUCCCUCUUCUCUACUCAUCAAAAACUACUUUGAAAGAAUUUUCCACUUCUGCUUGAACCAAACAGGAGUCUGAAUUUGCCUGUGUUUUGUACAAAGAUACGAAGCUCUCGUAGAAGAUUUGGGGUUGUUUCGUUUGUUGGAGUUCUUGUGAAGUGAUGGGUGGGAAAAGUUCUAAGCAUGGAAGUUCAAGACGGAAUUCGUCUAGUCGGUCGAACUCACAGCAGUGGGGUCAUUAUGGUUAUCCGGAGUCGCCAUAUACUCAAUCGAGAAGCACACCUCGGUAUGCACCUCCAACUCCUAGCUAUGGUGGAACUCAAGCCCCUGAGACAAGAAAGAGGCUGGAGAGGAAGUACUCAAGGAUAGAUGAUAACUAUAAUAGUCUAGAUCAGGUUACUGAGGCAUUAGCUCGUGCUGGCCUGGAGUCCUCGAAUCUUAUCGUUGGUAUAGAUUUCACAAAGAGCAAUGAGUGGACAGGUGCAAGAUCAUUCAACCGUAGAAGUUUGCAUCAUAUUGGAGAUGAGCAAAAUCCCUAUGAACAAGCAAUAGCAAUUAUUGGGCAAACAUUAUCUUCCUUUGAUGAAGAUAAUAUGAUUCCUUGCUUCGGUUUUGGAGAUGCAUCCACUCAUGACCAAGAGGUUUUCAGCUUUUAUUCCGACGAGCGAUUUUGUAAUGGAUUUGAAGAAGUGUUGGGUAGAUACAAGGAACUGGUGCCGCAUCUUCGACUUGCAGGACCGACAUCUUUUGCACCUAUCAUCGAAAUGGCUAUCACAAUUGUCGAGCAAAGCGGCGGCCAAUACCAUGUAUUGGUAAUAAUAGCUGAUGGUCAGGUCACAAGAAGUGUUGAUACUGAGCGUGGACAGUUUAGCCCACAGGAAAAGAAAACCAUUGAAGCAAUAGUGAAAGCUAGCAAAUAUCCCCUGUCGAUUAUACUAGUUGGAGUUGGAGAUGGGCCUUGGGACAUGAUGAGGGAAUUUGACGACAAUAUCCCAGCUCGAGCCUUCGAUAACUUCCAAUUCGUGAAUUUCACAAACAUAAUGUUAAAGAAUAUAGAUCGAUCCAGAAAGGAAGCGGAAUUUGCUCUUGCAGCACUCAUGGAAAUACCCUCCCAGUACAAAGCAACACUGGAGCUUGGUCUUUUGGGUGUCAGUAGAGGGAAGGCAAUCGACCGGAUUCCUCUUCCCCCUCCUUUUUAUGGACCUAGUAUUCAAAAAACCUCAAACUCAAGCAGUUCUCGCCCAACGCCACCCUCAUUUAGUGGAGUUGCUCCUGUCCGAACCGCACCUCCUCUAAGUUCAGUUUCCGAUGCCCAUGCUUGUCCCAUUUGCAUCUCCAAUGCUAAGGAUAUGGCUUUUGGCUGUGGACAUCAGACAUGUUGUGAAUGUGGACAGGAUCUUCAGCUAUGUCCCAUAUGCCGCAGCUUUAUCGACACAAGGAUAAAGCUUUAUUAGAAAAAAAAAACUAAAACCCUCUGCUGAUUCUUUCUCAUGUCACAAUAUCAACUCCAGCAUCUUGCUUGAGUCAUCUUUGCAACUCCUUUACUGGGCUCAAAAAGUGUCAACUUGGUAAGUCGAACAAUAUAAUUUUGUAAAUAUCCAUAGUUUUUCCCUCCUCCGAUUUUCAGUCAUGUUUUCUCUUGUCAUUCCAUAAAAUAUCUAGAAAUGAUAUUUGUUAAUCUCCCCGGGGCAACAAACGACCUCAAAUUCUUUAUGAAACCUAGUUUCACAUUAGUUUGAAUGUAAUUACAGCGUCUUUAGUGGGACAUGAGAACUUAGGUACCUCAUUGGCAACGACAUUGAACUCCACCAAACACCUUCACAAAAAGAGGCAAUUGCUUGAUUCCUAUACGUUAUAGAGAGAAGUAGACUAGGCAAACUUCACGCUCAACUUCUGUAGCCUGAGUUUCUGGCAAAAUAACUUACGGUGUUUCUUGAAUGAGCUAACUUUUCUGCCGAUAUUACUCAAUUCAACUAAGUGAAGAAGUUAUAUAAACAAUUUCACCUCCUCCAAUGAUGCUCAGACCAAUCAACAUGGCCAACCAUAGACAUUUUUCUGCAGUACUCAAUGUACUGAAAGCCACCGUUGUGCUACUGCUACAAUGUACAAAAAUCCGUUCUGUAGUCGGAGUUUCUCUAGCAACGCAAACAGCAGGAAGGUGGAAUCUUCUUUUGAAUAACACUGGCGUGAUAGCCAUGCACAUGGCUUUAACACACUACGACACUGUUGUUAUAUUUGAUCAAACUAGUGCUGGGCCGUCUGGAUAUCGACUCCGACGACGAUUUGGGGGAAAAUUAUGUACAACGUCUGAUGCUGACAUGAUAGACCCCACCUGCUAUGCCCAUUCUGUGGAGUAUGACAUUUCAAAGAACCAAGUCAGAGCUCUCCGAAUUUCUUCUGAUACCUGGUGCUCCUCUGGUUCCUUCCUGAGCAAUGGGACGUUAUUACAAACAGGUGGUUAUGGUAGCGGGUCUCGAAGAAUCCGCAACUUCAGACCUUGUAAAGACCAUCAUUGCAAUUGGAGUGAAUCCAAUAAGUUGUUAUCAAAUGCUCGUUGGUAUGCUACAACUAUAGUCCUUCCCGAACACGAUCGGUUAUUUGUGGUGGGUGGUAAGAGAACCUUCAAUUAUGAAUUCGUUCCAAAAAUGGGGAAAGAGAAGUCGUAUGAUCUCCCAUUCUUGCAUCGGACUUUUAACAAUCGUGAGGGAGGAAACAACCUCUAUCCCUUUGUUCAUCUCUCCACUGAUGGGAACUUGUUCAUUUUCGCCAAUAGAGACUCUAUUCUAUUCAAUUAUAGACGAAACAAAGUGGUGAAGACAUUUCCUCGAAUACCUGGUGGGGGAGCCCGGAACUACCCUGCCACUGGCUCCUCAGUGAUGCUCCCAUUAGAUCAUAGAAACAAGUUUCAAUUGGUCGAAGUCAUGGUAUGUGGGGGCUCUGUUACCGGAGCUUACAGAGCAGCACGACGUGGGCAGUUCAUGAAAGGUCUGCGAUCAUGCGGAAGAAUGGUGAUCACUGGGAACAGACAUAAAUGGAAUAUGGAAAAUAUGCCAGAACCUCGGCUCUUACACGAUAUGCUAAUCCUUCCCACGGGCAAUAUUUUGAUCAUCAAUGGCGCUAAAACUGGUUGUGCAGGAUGGGGGAAUGCAAGAAACGCGUCCCUUCGACCCUAUCUCUACAAGCCCAAAAACCAACUGAACAGAAGAUUCUCAAUCCUGAGAUCAACUAAAAUAGCAAGAAUGUACCACUCAUCAGCGAUCGUUCUCACCGAUGGAAGAAUCUUAAUUGCCGGUGGAAAUACCCAUAAAAAUUACACAUAUAGUAACGUACCUUACCCAACAGAACUCAGAUUACAAGCAUAUCACCCACACUACAUUGAGUCAAAAUACAACUAUCAGAGGCCAAAAAAUGUGACGAUACACUACGCUCGCGGAGAUUACGGCAUCAAAUAUGGUGGAGAGUUCACGGUUCAAUUCAAAUUGGGGAGAAGGAGGAAGGAAGAUGCUAUAGAAUUUAACGUUUACGCCCCGCCAUUCGCGACCCACUCGUUUUCGAUGAAUCAAAGGUUGGUGAAACUAAGGAGGAAGAGAAUGAAGAGAGACGGGAAUGGGGAAUGGAUGAGUGCCGUUGUGGAGGCUCCGCCGUCGGCAAAUGUUGCACCGGCGGGUUAUUACUUGUUGACGGUCGUUCAUGGAGGAAUUCCCAGCGUUUCUCGGUGGAUAAGAAUCAUACAUUCCUAAUUCAACUUUAGUCUCUCUUCCUAUAUUUACUUUUAACUCAAUAACUAUUAAUCUACAACUUCUAAUUUCUUAUAUAAAUACUUUCUUUUUGUUUUUGCUAAA
Molecule: messenger RNA, 4027 nt
Organism: Cucumis melo (muskmelon)
Lineage: Eukaryota; Viridiplantae; Streptophyta; Magnoliopsida; Cucurbitales; Cucurbitaceae
Product: E3 ubiquitin-protein ligase RGLG2-like
Exons: 13
Coding region: 347-1639 (430 amino acids)
Source: RefSeq, a predicted model, not a curated record